Messenger RNA from Penicillium riverlandense, 324 nucleotides. RefSeq lists its product as uncharacterized. The record is from RefSeq and is a predicted model, not a curated record. The coding region runs from base 1 to 324 and encodes 107 amino acids. Lineage: Eukaryota; Fungi; Ascomycota; Eurotiomycetes; Eurotiales; Aspergillaceae. The transcript has a single exon.
AUGGCAGCGGCUCGGGGCUUAGAGGAAGAUCAUGGCCGGAGAGAAGCAUCCAUCCGCAGCAGCACAGCCUUUAAGUAUUCGACAUUUGGCCUCGCUGGGGCUGAACAGAGCCAAGAACGAGUGCAGACAAGAUACGGAAACGAACGUGUUGCGAAGAGGAGCGAGACCCUGGAAAACAAGCCACCGGACUGGUGGUUUUCGGCCCCAGAGGCGAGCCCCUUCAAAUACGGGAGAUCCGCGAUCGGUGAUCGUAUCGUCCCACUUUUUGCUGUUUCGGGGAGGGAUGAGCUGAAGGAAACAAGGCUUUUGUCAGUGACGAGGUGA